UGUUGUGCUAUGACGUAAGGAGUCAGGAGAGGGAAAAUGGCGGAGGGAGCUGCUGCUUACCGGGGGUAGUGAUCAGGGCCGGGCUCGGCGUUAAGACCAGGAAACAGGCCGGGGACCGUUUCCAUGGCGAGAACGACCAGCCAGAUGUAUGAUGCUGUUCCCAUUCAGUCCAGUGUGGUCCUCUGCUCAUGCCCAUCUCCAUCCAUGGUGAGGAAUCAGUCCGACUCCAGCACGCGGCCUGCUAUCUCAGGUAUCACCAUGGACAGUAGUGCAGGUGAUACUGGACCAGUGGUGAGCUCUUUACCACAGCACGUGGGGCAACGGCAACAACCGACAGCACAGACCCAGCGGCAACAAGUGGCGGGGCACACUCAGCAACCACGGAAAAAACGGCCCGAAGACUUCAAGUUUGGCAAGAUUCUUGGGGAGGGAUCAUUCUCAACAGUUGUAUUGGCCCGCGAGCAAGCAACUGGUAAAGAAUAUGCUAUUAAAAUCCUGGAGAAGCGUCAUAUCAUUAAGGAGAACAAGGUACCAUAUGUUACCCGAGAGAGGGAUAUCAUGUCACGCCUGGAUCACCCCUUUUUUGUAAAACUCUACUUCACUUUUCAGGAUGAUGAGAAGCUCUAUUUUGGCCUUAGUUAUGCUAAAAAUGGAGAGCUUCUUAAAUACAUUCGUAAGCAGGGCUCGUUUGAUGAGAACUGCACACGAUUUUAUUCUGCUGAAAUUGUUUCAGCGCUAGAAUACUUACAUGAGAUUGGGAUCAUACACAGGGACCUUAAACCAGAGAAUAUUUUGCUGAGCGAGGACAUGCACAUACGGAUUACCGACUUCGGAACAGCGAAAGUAUUAUCUUCAGAUAGUACGCAAGCACGAGCAAAUUCUUUUGUUGGAACAGCACAGUAUGUUUCACCAGAGCUUCUGACUGAGAAAUCAGCUUGUAAAAGUUCUGACCUCUGGGCUCUUGGCUGCAUUAUAUACCAGCUGGUAGCUGGACUGCCACCAUUUAGGGCUGGCAAUGAAUAUCUCAUAUUCCAAAAAAUUAUUAAAUUAGAAUAUGAAUUCCCAGAAAAGUUUUUCCCAAAAGCGAAAGAUUUGGUGCAGCAACUUUUGGUGUUUGAACACACCAAACGCCUUGGUUGUGAAGAGCUGGGAGGUUAUGGACUCCUCAAAGCCCAUCCGUUCUUUGAACCUGUUGCCUGGGAGAAUCUGCACCUUCAGAUCCCUCCAAAACUCACCGCAUAUCUCCCGGCAAUGUCUGAGGAUGACGAGGAUUGCUAUGGCAAUUAUGAUGACCUCCUCAGUCAGUUUGGUUGCAUGCAGGUGGGUCCCUCCAGCUCUUCACAGUCACUGUCUACGCUGGAGCCCAGCCCACCCCAGAGGUCAGGCAGUAACAUUGACCAGUACAUCCAUGACCUCAACGACAAUUCGUUUGAACUGGAUCUUCAGUUUACAGACGAGGAUAAACGGCUGCUGCUUGAGAAACAAGCCAACAGAAAUCCCUGGCACCAGUUUGUAGAAAACAAUUUAAUCCUGAAGAUGGGUCCAGUUGAUAAGAGGAAGGGUCUGUUUGCACGACGCAGACAGUUGCUCCUCACCGAGGGCCCCCAUCUCUAUUACGUGGAUCCCGUCAACAAGGUUCUGAAAGGGGAGAUUCCCUGGUCACAGGAGCUACGUCCAGAAGCCAAGAACUUCAAAACCUUUUUUGUUCAUACUCCUAACCGGACAUAUUACUUAAUGGAUCCCAGUGGGAAUGCACACAAAUGGUGCAAAAAGAUCCAGGAAGUGUGGCGACGGCGAUACCAGAACCAACAGAAUGCUGGCAUCUAGCAAACUGCAGCUCACAUUUAUGGAGAAGCUUUCUCAAGCUGCUGGUGCUCCACAGCCAAGAACUGUAGCACAGCAAAUAAAGCCUCCCCACCCCCUCUUCAUCCAUUUCUCUUGCUCUUUCUCCCCCUCCCCUUCCCCUUCUUGCUCUUUCUCCCCUUUCCCUUUGUCCCUUUCCUCCCCAGGUUAAAAAGAAACAGCCUAUGGCAUCCAGAUAAAUCGUUCUAUUUGUGUGUGUGUGUGUGGGUUGUGGUGGGGGCAGGCUUGCUCCAACCUAUUUUUCCUUCCUUCCUUUCCAUGUAAGUGGGAUUGCGGGUUGCUUUGCCUGCUCUUUGUGCUGCAGGCCUAUCAUAUUGCAGAUAGGAAGCCCUUGCCUCUUUAUGUGUAACGUCUGCUGUCGUUCCAGGUUGCUGAGUAAUUGAUGCUUUUAGAAAAAAAAAAUCACGUGUUUAUAAACUGCUUCACAGGCAGAUUGCAAAACCCAAUCCGUGCGUGUACCCCGCAACCCCCAUUCCAGUUCAGGCAGCCCUCCAUUUACACAGGGCCUGAUCUUUGUGAUAUUACCUUUUUAUUUUUUGUUUUACUUUUUUUAAAUUAUUCAAGAGCUGUGUAAAUUUUCACUUCUGUCCUUGCUUUCUUCUGGCCUCUGACUCCUGCAGCAUUGCUUUCUCAUUUGUACGAAUGCCAAGGGUAUAUAGUGGUACUGAGGAGUCGAUGUGCAUAUAAACACACUUAAAUGCAGAAGGAAAUCAACCCCUUAUUUAUGCAGUGACUUACUUUCCCAGAGUGAAGUUGUUAUUGAUCUAACUAUAAGGCCGGCCCUGUCUCUCCAAGUUGGUUAUGGUUGAUCAAGCUACACACUCAAACAGAAGAUGAAGUUUUGUAAUUAAUUGACCUGUUCUUAUCGAACCAGCCCAUGUGCUGCGAUAGAACUCUGUACAUGUCUUGUUUUAUAUAAUUGUUUGCCCAUUCUGAUUCAGCUUCAAAGCAGGCUGCUGUUAAGUUGUUGCCCAUAACCAAAAGGAUUGAAAUUAAUUUUUGAUCUUGGGCAGUCAGUGAGUUUUGCUUGGCUGAAAAUGUUAAUCUGAACGAGUUGGGUUCAUCACUGUGCAAAGCACUGAAUUAAUACACGCUUAAACCAACAAGUUCUUUUGCUGCUUCUCCCUUCCCUUAAAUAAUUGAAGUAUCCAAAACCGUUUCAGUGAUGGUGCAAUACUCGCUAAAGUUUAUACUUGCUCCGUGCUAAAUUUCAGUCAUGGAGUCAGGCUUGUGAGCAUCUGGAAAAGGUUUGUGCAACCAAAUGUUCACUUUGCAAGUUGCAGCAUUUUGUUUUCUGCUGUGACUCCAAUGACAGCAUAGUACAACACGUGCCCAGGAUCUGCCUUUAGCCAUUGGUCUCUGGCCAAUGGGACAGGGUGUGAAGGCAGCAGGGAUUGAGGUACUUGGCUGUGCUCAAUGCUGCACACUCGUACACGUGACUGGAUUUGAAAGUACCCAGUCUGCUGUUGUGUAACUUCUGUAAAUUUUCUGUAUAUAUAUAUAUAUAUAUCUAUAAAUAUAUAUAAAUAUAUAUGUGUGUGUGUGUAUGUGUGUGUGUUUGCAGGGGGUGGGUUAGAAUUACGCCUGGUACUUGUGUAACCGCAGUGAGACAUUUCUGUGAUGCUCCGUGUAUGCAAGCAAAAUUCAGGGGAGGGGAGGAGAAAUCUAUUUAAAGCAACAAAAAUCAAAGCUGGCCAGGGCUCUCCUAAUGCUUCACCUGUAUGUAGCCAAGUCCCACAGACCCAGGGAUUUCUGGCUCAAUCAUUGGCAGUAAGGGCAACAGUUGGCCUUUGCAUCCUCAAGUUAGCAAGGGACAAUUCAGCCAGCUUCUUACUCCUGUUUAUUAUCCAAUGUACCCCUGUGGGCAAAGUGUUUGGACAUUUGGGGAGGAUGGGUUUGAACUUGGGUGUGUCCCUACUCUGCCCCACCCAACCGUGAAUUGCUCACCAUCAGGUCACCUGUAGAGAAUAGCCACCUAAGCGAGGGCUGAGAGAGAAGUCACCGCCCAUCGAACCAAACUCAGUCACAAUCCAUAUCCUCGGGAAGGGGAGAAACUAACACUGCUAAUCUGUAACGGCGGGUUCAUGUUCAUCUACGGGGCAGUGCAAUGCUUAAAGACUGGAGGGUUUCGCCAAACUGGAUGGUGAUGUAUAUUUAAUAUAACAGUGAUGUGCUGUCUACAACAGAAACUGUCCAGUACACCACAGAGCCUGUCACUAACUCAACUGUAAAGUGACUUACAUAAAAUGUGAUUUUUUUUUCUUGGGAAUACAUGCAGUGAAACUCUUCACAUAUUCUUUGUGUGUGUGUUUUAUUUUUAUUUUCCCUCCUUGAUUUUUUAUAGUCUGAGCAGCCCAUGAUCUGUGUGGAUGUCUGGUGGGAAAUUGCUGCCUUGCAGAGUAAGCUGUGAGCUCAAACCUCCUGUACCCAUGGCUGUGCCCAUCGGCCACUUUCAUUCAGCAGGUUGAGGCACUGCAGCAUUUGACAUGUGGUUUUUGACCUAUCCAGGAGUUGGCUGGCUAAUGUAACUUGAAAGAGCGGCCUUCAGUCAGUCUUCCAGUGAUCAUCUAGCAGCAGUAUAACCCUUGUUACAAUGAAGGGUUGGGGUCCAGCUAUGGGUCACAACUGGAAUGGAAACCACCUGUUACCAUAAUCUGUCAUCUUGUCACUUUCCUCUUUUCAUCCCAGUAAACUAGGUGAAACCGCUGCCUCUGACCUCUGAAACCUGACUAGGUGGAGCCUCAGGAAAUGACAGCUCAUGCUGUCACAGGGCUGCUACUAUUGUACCAGUUUUACUUUCUCUAAGCCAUCAAUAUCUUCUCCCAGCUAAUUUUGUCCAGGUUGAAGAGCCCCACUUCAUUAGAUCUUAAACUAAUUAACUGAUCAGGAGGUAACCAAGUUUUUUUUGUAGAUGAUGUUCUUGGGUAGAUCCCUGUUCAACCACAAAAGCUUUAGGAGGAGUUACCUGCCCUCCCAACCCCCUGAGACAGCAGGAGCAGCCACUGGUCCACCAGAGAUACUGUAUUUGUGCGCUCAAUAAAUGCUUUCACAGCAUUUGUUUUGAAAGAUCAAUGAUUGACAACUUGCUUUUAAUGGGACAACAGUGCUUACUGUGUGUGUAAAAGUUAUGAGUCUCUCAUUCCUUGAACGUUAUUGUACGUGUAGAGGGUGACAAGAAUUCAAAAGGGUAGAACUCAUAAAAAGCAAAAACAAAAAUUGCAGGUCUGACAGCAUCUGUGGAGAGAAAAACAGAGUUAAUGUUUUGAGUUUGUAUGACUCUUAUAAAAAGCAAGUAGGAUAGUAAUGCAGAUUUUGCAGUUUGGUGAAGAUGGGUAGGUGCUUCAUCUUGUCAGCGACCAGCUGAUAGCACAUGCAUUGUAUGCCUCACUGACUGCACUCAUAAAAAGGACUCCUUUUUGCAAUGGUGCAGACCCAAGUAUCUUUCAUGUGGGUCUUGAGUUGCCUAUGUAUUUAUCAGCCCUGUAAUGACACUGGGUAAGAAAGUAAACAAGGAGAAGGGCAACAGGAGUCCAGUAUCUCAUCACUCUUCCAAAAACAGCAGCAUUAAAAUGCCAUAGGUUUAGUACUUCAUGUUGUUUCCUAGUGAAUACAGUUUGUAAUCAACCAAUGUCAAUCAGAAUGCAAGUGUUUCCUCCCCUUAUGGCUACUUUUAUGGGAGUGUAAGUUGAGAAAUUGAUUAUACCAUUUGGCAUCAUAUUGAGUUGUACUUUAUGGAUUUUCUGUUCAAAACACCAGUUCAUGUUUGCUUAUGACUGUACAACUGGUGACAGCAUCCAUGGCUUGCUGCUUUAAUCUUGGAGUCCUUUCCAAAUCUGCUCAGUGAACAUGUAUGUUUUUUGUGUACGAUAUGCUAUUUUAAAAAUGUGAUUUCAUGUGUAAUGCUUCACCGUGUUUGUACAAAUCUGAUGCACUUAGACAUGCCUACAUCUAGUGCUCUAUCAGCUAGUAAGUGCGGAUUGUUUAAUAAAAUUCACCACUCCCAUUCCUUCCCACCCCAACAAACUCUCAACCUUGACACAUAUAGUUGUGGCAUUGCUAAUUUCUGCAGCUGUAAUUCUGUAUGGUCCCAAAAUUAGAGGAGACAUGUGUUUAGUGCCAUUGAAACCUCACUUCAUUAUUUUGUGAAAGGCAAUAACCCUAUCUAUCUCAAACGGGUUAGCAUCUAAAUUGUGAAGAGAGGACUUUCAGAUAAAAAGCAUUAAGCUCAUGUACUCUGAUAUCCCACACUGUUGAUCUCAGAACCUGUAUUUUGUGAGCAAUUAAGGGGAAGGAAUUCUCUCACUCCCAAAAAAUCCUUGCCACUUGCACAUUUUGUCCAGGUUGAUAAUCAUAUCAAGUGGUCACAUGGUGUCAAGACCCUGACUGGUUUAGAGACCAGCGGCACUGAUGCACGACGGCAGUGAGCAAAGUAAAACCAGCCUGAAGCAAGUAAUGCAAUAUAUUAAACCACACACACUUUAUUUUGUUUUUGUUUUAUUCUUGUCAGAUUACUUACUGGUUAAAGCUAGCCUGUAGUUCAGUCUGUUAUUUAAAUUCUAAUAUAUGAGUUGCAUCUGGAGUUAAUUCAUGUUCAGGGGCCAUGUUGUGUAUGUAUGUGAUGUUCAGCCUUUGAAUAUGAAUAACUAUUGUAAACUAUAAUAUUUUGACUUUGUUUCCAGGCUUUUAUUAUAUAAAUUUUCUAUUUGGUCAAUGAUUUGAACCAUAUUCCUCAUAAUUUAAUGAACGUAUAAUACUUUAUGAAUAUUUGUGCUUUAGAUGGAGCGGAAUGAUUUGAACUUUUCACGUAAUGCUCAAUAGUUCUGUAAUUAAAGCAUGUAGGGGUUGUAGGUACAAAACAUCAAA
Carcharodon carcharias (great white shark) is the source of this 6726-nucleotide messenger RNA. RefSeq names its product 3-phosphoinositide-dependent protein kinase 1-like. The transcript has 14 exons. The record is from RefSeq and is a predicted model, not a curated record. NCBI's taxonomy places the organism in Eukaryota, Metazoa, Chordata, Chondrichthyes, Lamniformes, Lamnidae. Gene Ontology annotation, biological process: intracellular signal transduction; peptidyl-serine phosphorylation. The coding region runs from base 124 to 1827 and encodes 567 amino acids. Gene Ontology annotation, molecular function: protein serine/threonine kinase activity; ATP binding.